AUGUCCUCCGAAGACAUCACCCUCGUCCCCGACCAGAGGAUCGACAACGGUCUCAGCUCCCCUCUCGUCUUCCAAGACGACCCUCUCCGCUUCAAUUGCCCCACCCAGCAGCGCCGGGUCGGGGACCCGGGUCCCAAAACCCGCGAACUUGGUGCCUUCAUUGACGACAAGAUGUUCAUCGACCGCGACCGCUUCUUCGCCGCCCAGAACCCCGACUUCCGCCGCUACGCCGACUGUUCCGCCCGCCGCGACCCCCGCAAUUGGACCGUCAACGGCACCGCCGGCACUCCCAGUGAGGACGACGAUUCCGACGAGGACGACGAAGAUGACGAGGACGAGGAUGACGAAGGCGACACCGAAGUAGAAGGACUCGUCGGUGAUGGAAGCAAAGGCGAAAUUAUCAGUAACAACAACGGUACCAGUAGUAAUUUGCCUUCUGUUGCAAACGGGAAAGCUCACUCUUUUGUUUCUGGGAGAGAGUUGAUGGGGAAGGAUGGUGGAGAGAUUGGGCAGUUGGUGCAUAGCAGUGUGAGUGGUGGUGGUGAUGAAGAUCAUCGGCCAGAGGGAUUAGGUAAGUCUCAGAAUUCUGUUACCGUUGCUGAAACUGACUGUGAGGAGUACUAUUCGCACUAUCUUCAAGGUGCUGAAGGGGCUUCUGGUCACAAAGUUAUGGUGGAUGAUGGUGGUUGCGGGUUUAGUGGGAGAAAGGAUGCGAUGUAUUCCACCGAGUCAGGAGAGUCACUCAGGAAUAUUCUUUCAGAUCCCGUUACCGGAACACUUAUGGAUGAUGCGAUGAUAUUACCGUGUGGGCAUUCAUUUAGCGGAAUUGGAAUACAGCAUGUUAUUAGAAUGAAAGCUUGCUGCACUUGUUCUCAACCAACAACUGAGGAAUCAAUAUCUCCUAACUUAUCACUUCGAGCUGCUGUGCAGGCAUAUCGGCGGGAAGAGGAGUCUCAAUUUUACCGGUCACCUAAAAGAAGAAGAGAGAGAUUUGAUCAGGGUGGCUUUGGAGAUUUAUCUGUUAUGGAACCAUCAAGGAGUAGAGGUGUUCAGUUUCCAUUUGCUGUAAUGGACCGGGUUGUCAUAAAGGGAAACAAAAGGACACCACAACGCUUUGUUGGACGCGAAGCAAUUGUAACAACACAAUGCCUUAAUGGAUGGUAUGUGGUGAAGACAUUGGACAAUGCUGAGAGUGUAAAGUUGCAGUAUCGAUCUCUUGCUAAGGUUUUGGAUGAUCCUUCAAAGCCCGCCUCCAGCAAGAUGUCACCUAAUUGGCUUUAG
Sphenostylis stenocarpa is the source of this 1281-nucleotide messenger RNA. The record is from the annotation of a GenBank genome assembly. NCBI's taxonomy places the organism in Eukaryota, Viridiplantae, Streptophyta, Magnoliopsida, Fabales, Fabaceae.